CUGGCGGAGACACAGCCCAUCCAUCCCUUCCCUCUCUCUCUCUCCUCCCUCUUGCUUGCCAUCCGCGCCAAAGCCAAGAACCAACUCAUCGGAGGCAGAGACCACAGGCAGGGAAAAGGCAACGAGGGGGGGAGGAGAAAUCAUGGAGCCGAUUUGCUGUGGAGAUUCGGCCGCGUGAUCCGGUCGGAUCUUGCUUUCCUGGGGGGCGACGGUGCCAUGGUGGCCGCCUCCUAUAUCCUUCUCCGCGCUGCUUCUGCUUCCCCCGAGAUGCCGCAUUAGCCACCACUAAGCAGCGAGCGCCCCGUUCCCAGCGGCCGCAAGGAAGAGACCCACCCGGGAAGCAGGAACAGCCGUUCCGCGGCCAUGACGGUGGUCGAUGCCGAGUCGCGGUUCCACGUCCUCGCGGUGGAUGACAGCCUCAUCGACAGGAAGCUCAUCGAGAUGCUUCUCAAGAACUCGUCCUACCAAGUGACCACCGUCGAUUCCGGGAGCAAGGCCUUGGAGCUGCUGGGAUUGAGGGACGAGGCUGCCGAGUCAUCAUCGCCUUCCUCCUCCUCCUCCUCCCCUGACCACCAGGUAAUCAAUCUCCUGUUUGGUGGAUUGGUCUCUCUCUGUUCUGGUCCUGUCUGUGACCAAGCAAUCACGUGUCUGCCUGCCUCACUCUUGCUGCAGGAGAUUGAUGUGAACCUGAUCAUCACUGACUACUGCAUGCCGGGCAUGACAGGGUAUGAUCUGCUGAGGAGGGUGAAGGGGUCCUCCUCAUUGAAGGACAUUCCUGUGGUGAUCAUGUCCUCUGAGAACGUGCCUGCCCGGAUCAACAGGUGCUUGGAAGAUGGCGCAGAGGAGUUCUUCCUGAAACCCGUCAAGCUCGCCGACAUGAAGAAGCUCAAGUCUCAUCUCCUGAAGAAGAAACAGCCCAAGAAGUGUCAGCCGCAGAUCCAGCCAGAGCCCGAGCAGCGGCUGGAGGCACCGCCACAGCCACAGCCACGGCCGGCGCACAAGCCGGAGGAAGCCGUGGCAGAAGUGAUCGCUGAUGGAACGACGACGACAGCCAUCAGCGACUGCAACGCCAGCAACAAGAGGAAGGCGGCGGCCAUGGAGCAGCAGGAGGGGCUGACGUCGCCGGAGAGCACCAAGCCAAGGCUGUCCAAUAACAGCCUGGCAGUGGAGACCUGAAAUAGCAACCGAAUUGAUCAGCCAGAACCCCCUACUAAGAAAUUCUUCUUUUGCUGUUUUUUUUUGUGGAGGCUAAUCAUGGGAUGGAUGGGUCACUAGCUCCUUGGGAGGGGGUUUUAGCUCGAAGUGAAAAACAAUUACGGCAUAUACUUAUAUAGUAGCUUCUUCGGCCUACAAAUUUUGUUGUGAUCAGGAACACCCUUGUGUGUUCGUUAGAAAGAUGAAGGGAAAAAAAAGGGAAGUUGUAGAUAAAGGCAGCUCCUUUGGGUUGCUCUUGUUUAGGCUAAUUUUAGCUUGGUGACGGCUUAUUAUGCCACUGACUGGCUCAAAGGCUGUGUGAUGUGUUUUGCAGAGGUCGAUGGAUCAAUCGGUUAAUGUGGCUCAUUUCUGAUAAAAACUGUUGUGGGACA
Molecule: messenger RNA, 1586 nt
Organism: Panicum virgatum (switchgrass)
Lineage: Eukaryota; Viridiplantae; Streptophyta; Magnoliopsida; Poales; Poaceae
Product: two-component response regulator ORR4-like
Exons: 4
Coding region: 364-1176 (270 amino acids)
Biological process (GO): phosphorelay signal transduction system; cytokinin-activated signaling pathway
Source: RefSeq, a predicted model, not a curated record